AUGGCGGACAGCGAAAGUGAUGUCGAAACUGACGGGCUGGAAUUAGCUCUUGAAUCUUUGUGCACUCGAUACUGCAGUGAUGUGUCUUCCCUAAAAAGCAAAGACUACUGUGCUGGUUUCUGCGAGUUGGUUGAAGCCUACACGAGCCAAUGGCAGGUUCCCCUGCCACAACUGAAGGUGUUGCAGACGGCGCUGUGCGGUUUCACAAAAGCCACGGCCAAAUUCCCAGAUGACUGUCAGCACGUCAACAAUAUUCUCAGUCGUCUGGCCUUGAGUAUUUUUGAGCUUCUGCUGUUUUUCAGCAAAGAGGAAUUUGGAGAAAAGCCUUUAAAAGACAUACUAGAUUCUUACCAGGCAUGCCAUGCUGAGCUUCGAAGAUACAGGAAUGUAUAUCUUCAGCAUGCAAAGUUGAUCAUAAAAAACGGUGGUCCAUGGGAGCAUCAGGUGUUGCAAGCAAUCAUGAAGGAGACAGAUUUGUGUUCCAAACAAGCUGACGAUUACCUCAGCUCAGAGCUGCCUAUUUUCAUGGAGCUGCGGAUUCGCUAUCUGCAAGCAUGUGAGAGAUUGCAGGAAGCUAUGGCCCUGGCGAAAGUCUGUCUGGAGAACCACAAGCCUGGAAAACAGUUAUUCUUCCAUCAGGCUUAUUUGACUUGUCUCUACAAGGCCUCUCUUCACGACGACCUUCACAAGCAGAUGGCGCAGAUAGAUGGCCAUGAUGCAGUGGAAAUCAUCUGUAACAGCGAGCAAGUUGAAAAAGAUGAGCUCCUUUUGUCACUGUGUAAAGCAUUCCUGGUCCAGCAGCUUCAAAAUGGAGACAUGUACUACUUAUGGGAUCUAGUGUUCAUCUGGAGUAGGUUGCAUCUUCGGGCACACCCGUCGAGACAGAACUUCAUGACAGAGUGCUCGCAGCUGGCCGCCUCUGCAAAGAACGUCCGCGCCAUCUUUCCCUUCAUCAAACUCGUUUUUACCGAGCUGAGUGGUGAUGGAGUGCAAGUCUGCGUGGAGCUUUGCGCCCAGGCUCUGCAGAUGUGUGACGCGCAAGCUGACGAAGUCGCUCAGUCUUUGGUCUGCAAGACCAUUGCCUACCUCCUGCCGGGAGACCUGGAGAUAUGUCGAGCAUGUGCCCUCCUCGUGUUCUGCCUGGAGCGAAGCCUGGAAGCUUACCGAACAGUGCGCCUGCUUUACAAACACCCUGACCUGGAGCCACAUCCUCACCACAGCCUUGUUCCAACCAGCAUUCGCUUCAAAAUUUUGCAGAUGCUGAAGGGACAUCUGUCUUUUGACCCUGAGUUCUGGAGUAUCCUAGCCCUCAGGACUCGUUGCUUGGAGUUAAUAAAUGACCAACUAAUAAAGGAUGCUCUCAUCAAUGAGAUGAGAGAAGAAGAAGAGGAGGAAGAGAAGGAAAUACAGGAAUACUGUAUUGAGCACCAAACGCAUACUGUAUAUGAUUCACUCGCUCAAAACUUAAAUCUCGGCCAAUGCGAGGGAACUGAAGCGGAGGUACAGUCCUCUUUACUGGAGCCUAGCCCUGAGAGCCGGACUGUAAGUGUGACAAGCAAUGUGCCUGUGAAGAAAAGGAAAUGGCGAAAAAGACUGCAAAGGAAAGUCUACCUCUUAUCUGACGAGGACGUGGACCAAGGCGACGAUCCGGAGUUCAUGUACAAUCUUAAACCCACAGCGUUGUGUUACAAAUCUGUAUACUCACUAAGAUGUAAACGCACCAGGAGGGAGAACUGUACUUCAGUCAAGCUUCCUCUCGAUCAAAAGAAAGAAUAUUUAUCCCAAUGUGUUAAGAGCCAAAUUCUAAGAAGGAAAGGCAAGAAUUGGUGGUUGCAAGGUGUCCCCAAACUGGAGGCGCCACAGACUAACCAACAGAAGUUGGUUGUAGUGAAAGGGAAAAAGCGGGGCAGGAAGCCUGCACAUAAAUGGGAGCUGUCUUACCCUGAUAAUGAAAUAUUCCUCCCCAAAGAUGAGUCUGGUCUUGGGGAGAGUUCUGAUCCAGAACUCAUCUCAGAAGAACACAUGCCGCUCCUGAAAAAUGAAGGCGAGGCUAAGAAACCACCUGAGGACAUAAAGUACAGCGACUUUAGUCAUACCCAAGAGGAACCUUCCCGUCUUUGCGUUCCUUCCGUUAGCCCGGCUGUAGAAGCAAACGCUGAGUUUGAUGAGUCACCCCUGGAAUUAGAGAGCUCUCCAUCAGAAUUCAUGCACAAUUACUGUGUAAAGUAUACAAACGGUGACAGUGACUCAGUGCAACCAACAGAAUCUGCCAUUCAUGGUGACGUGCCACCAAUCAUUGAGGAAAGUGAAAAGGCAACACUAAAGGUGAAAGUGGAGUUGACAUGGAGGGAAAAGAUGGCACGAGGACAAAAAUAUGCUCACCUGAAUUUCUACUGUAGUACCUGUAAGAAAAGCUAUAGGGGCUUAAAUGUAUUGAGGCAUUUAAUUUCUCACUUCAAGAAGCGGAACAAGUGCAUCAUCUGUGGGAAACGCUUCCAACACUUUGUUGUUGGCAAAAAGCACAUUUGGGAUCACAUUGAGGAAAUGUGCAACAACCAUAAAAAUGCUGACGCCACAAACGGGACAACUAGCAAUCAGGCCAAGGUUUGCAAUAAAAAGACGACUUCAAAUGGGGAACCUCAGAAACGGUGCAAAAGCAAAGUGGCCAGCCUAAGCAGGGAAGAUCGAAUCAUCAGAAACCUCCGCGCAGUCAUCAAAAAGAUGAAGGCCCAGUCCAAGAAGUUGAAAAAUGGCGCCGCUGAAAUGGAAUUAGACUUUAAGGACGAGCAGGUCGUCAUUCAGGACAGCCUGCUUAUCAUCAAAGCUCCCGCUGCCGCAAAGGAGGACGAAGCGCAGGCGGCAAGAGAAAACGGCUACGACGUCAUGGUCAAUUUCACGCUGUGCCCCUCAUUGUCCUGCGACCGAGUAUUUCUGAGACCCGGCAGCAAUUUGACCAAGCACGCAGUCAGAUGUCACAUCAAUGAAGACGAGGUUCUAGAUAAGACCUUCAUCUGGGCCCAGCACAAAUGUACCUACUGUCUUCGCAACCUUCAAUUCCUCCAAUAUUACAAGGAGCACAUCCGGCGCCACGACCCCUUCCCACCUCACUUCUGCUACCAUGCGAGCUGCGACCGGCGCUUCCUCACCGUGCAUGAACUGAAAGAGCACAUAGCCACCCACAACCCUUUCAGUCCCACUUGCGCUUUCGCCAACUGCGAAAAGCAGUUCUCUAACCUAAUGAGCCUCUUCGACCACGAGUGGAGACACUACAUCCCGGUUCCUCAGAGGGAUGAGCAGCAGAAGACGCUGAGCGGCGAAGCUCCGUGGAAGCAGAGGAUCAAAGUGGAAGAGAUCUGGCAGAAGAGCGAGCAAGUAAAACAGGAACAAUUGAGUGUUGAGAAACCUGCGGAUUGUUUAACGACCACAGAGCUCACUCAGCAGCACGUCAACGGGGUGGAGGAAGCGGAGCAAAGCAACGUAUCGACGGGAAGCGCGACGCCCGUCACGAAGGAAGCCCCUCAGAAAAAAAAAAUAAAAAUCCUCCCCCAAAAGACGCCAAAAAACCCUUUGAACGUCAAGAACUUGGAACGCGUCGCGACGCUUUCCGAGUGCGUCCACCCAUUGGGGGAGCCUGUCAUCUCCGAGCAUAAGAGCUUCAACCCUCAAGAGUUUUCCUACGCGCCUUUCAACAAAAUGGCCUUUUCCAGGGUGCCGCCCUCCAUCUACAUGGACGAGUCUCAGCUGUCCAUGCGUAAGAGGAGAACCAAGGAUGAGGAAGAUCACGUGCCAACUCAGUCUUGUAGUUUUGUCGCCCAGAAGGAUCAUACGCCGAAGAAAGAGGCAUACUACGGCAAAUAUAAACAUGAACAGAAGAUCAGAUAUCGAUGCGAAAAGUGUCUUUCCUCUUUCAGCAGCGUUCAAGAACUUCAAGAACACAAAGCUCUCAACACUUGCUCCCCUUUAUUUGGGUUCGACUCUGAUGACGAAAGUUAA
Messenger RNA from Nerophis lumbriciformis (worm pipefish), 3993 nucleotides. The record is from RefSeq and is a predicted model, not a curated record. Lineage: Eukaryota; Metazoa; Chordata; Actinopteri; Syngnathiformes; Syngnathidae.